AUGGCGGGGAAAGAAGCGCUCAACUUCCAGUCCAGACGGUCACCUGUGCUGGGUACCCAUGCCGCGGUGUCUACCUCCCAGCCCCUGGCGACGGAUAUUGGCGCCAGGAUCCUCCGGUUGGGUGGCAAUGCAGUCGAUGCCGCCGUCGCGGUUUCUGCUGCCCUAUGUGUGCUGGAGCCCUGCUCUACCGGCCUUGGGGGCGACAUGUUCAUGCUCUACUACGAAGCCUCCACCAAACAAGUCCACGCGGUGAACGGUUCCGGCAAGGCACCCGCCGCCCUCUCCCUGGAACGCUGCCUCGAAGACCUGGCAAAGGCAACGCCGGCGGCGGCGGCAGCAGCAGCUGCGACCGGCGGCGGCGGUAGCGGUCCGAAAGAUAUUCCUCCGUGCCACCCCCACUCGGUGACAGUCCCCGGGGCCGCGGCCGGGUGGUGCGACUCGGUGUCGAAGUUCGGCUCCGGCGCGUUGACGCUCUCUGAGCUCAUGGAGCCGGCGGCGGUGCUUGCCGAGGAGGGUUUCCCCGUGUCGCCCAUCACCGCCCAUCACUGGGGGCUGAAUGCGUACCAGCUGGAGACGGGGCCCAACAAAGGGGCAGCCCUACUCAUGCCGAACGGGAGGACGCCGGCGGCGGGAGAAGUGUUUCGGAACCCCGACAUGGCGGGCGUGUUGCGUGAGCUAGGGACAGGCGGGAGGGAGGGGUUCUACGGCGGCCGUAUCGGGGAAGCCAUGGUGAAGGUGCUCCAGGAAAUGGGCGGCGUGCUCACGAUGGAGGACCUAAAGGCCCACACCACCGCUUUCGUGGAGCCCAUCUCCGUGGAGUUCGCCGGGGUACGCGUGUACGAGGUCCCGCCGAACGGCCAGGGCAUCGCCGCCCUGCUGGCCCUCAACAUCCUCAAGGAGCUAGGGGUAGUCGAAGAAGAUGGCGGGGAAGCGGCGUACCUUCAUCGACUGAUCGAGGUUCUCCGUCUUGCCUUUGCGGACACGCGGUGGUACUGCGCGGACAUGGACAAGGCGGAAGUGCCGGUGAAGGAGCUGCUUGGGCAGGCUUACGCCGCGGAGCGUGCUCGCCUCUUCGACCCUACGAGGGCGUCAGUCGACGUGAAGAAGGGUAGUCCGACCAAAAGCUCGUGCACAGUGAGCUUCCAGGUCGUCGACGAUCGGGGAAACGCCGUGUCUUUUGUGAACUCCAACUACAUGGGGUUCGGCUCCGGUAUUGUCCCGGAUGGGUGUGGGUUUUCCCUUCAGAGCAGGGGUUCUAACUUUGUGCUCGACCCGGAGCACCCGAAUGUUCUGGCACCGGGAAAGCGGCCGUACCACACAAUCAUCCCUUGCAUGGUGACGUCAGAGGCCACGGGAGAGCUUUUCGCAACGAUGACCAACAUGGGCGCAUUCAUGCAACCCCAGGGCCACGUGCAGCUUCUCUCCAACCUUCUCCUGCGGGGGAUGGACCCCCAGGCCGCCAUCGACGCACCCCGCUUCUGCAUUCGCGACGGCAUGGCCAACGGGGCCGUCGCCCUUGAGCCUUGGUACCCCGACGCCGCCGCUGCCGCCGCCGGCCGUGAUACCCCAGAGGGGGCUGACAAGGGCGGAGAGGGCUAUGAGGCGGUAGUGUCGGAGCUCCAGCGUAUGGGUCACGACAUCAAGGUGGUGCGGGGGCACGCGCGAUGCGAGAUGGGGCGAGCUCAGAUUAUUCAGCGCAAAAUGAGUGGUGGCACCCAGGUCCUUUGGUGCGGGUCGGAUGGAAGGGCUGACGGGUGUGCCGUAGCGUGGUAA
Messenger RNA from Ectocarpus siliculosus, 1773 nucleotides. The record is from the annotation of a GenBank genome assembly. NCBI's taxonomy places the organism in Eukaryota, Phaeophyceae, Ectocarpales, Ectocarpaceae.